AUGGCAACCGCAAUGGCAAAGCGCCUUGAAGGCAAGACAAUUGUUAUUACUGGCGCAUCGUCUGGAAUCGGCAAGAGUACCGCUAAGGAGUUUGCCCGGACGUCGCCGAAGGCCCUGAAGCUGAUCGUGACUGCGCGACGACUCGACUCUCUGAAGCAGCUGGCCGAGGAAAUCAAGGAGGAGGUCGGUGAUGGUGUCAAGGUGCUGCCAGUGAAGCUGGACGUCAGCAAUCCGGAAGAGGUCAAGAACUUUGUCCCGUCCCUUCCAGCGGAGUUUCAAGAUAUUGAUGUCCUGGUCAACAAUGCUGGUCUGGUCAAGGGUGUAGCCAAAGCCCCCGAAAUCGACCCUGAGGAUAUCAACGUCAUGUUUUCCACCAACGUCACUGGAUUGAUCAACAUGACCCAAGCCAUUCUUCCCAUCUUCAAGAAGCGCUCCGAUGGUGGCCGUGGAGACAUCAUCAACAUUGGCAGUAUCGCCGGUCGCGAAGCCUACCCUGGUGGUAGUAUCUACUGUUCUACUAAGGCUGCGGUCAAGUCGUUCACCGAUGCCUUGAGAAAGGAGCUUAUUGAUACAAGAAUCCGCAUCAUCGAGAUUGAUCCCGGUCAAGUCGAGACGGAAUUCUCAAUUGUGCGGUUCUACGGUGACAAGGCCAAGGCUGAUGCAGUCUAUGCUGGAUGCGAACCCCUUACACCGGAUGACAUUGCUGAAGUCAUCGUCUUUGCUGCGGGUCGGCGAGAAAAUGUCGUAAUUGCCGACACUCUGAUUUUCCCAAGUCACCAGGUGGGUUUCAUUCAUACGCUCAUGUAUUUCUGGCUGUACAGGACAUAG
Messenger RNA from Aspergillus fischeri NRRL 181, 828 nucleotides. RefSeq names its product oxidoreductase, short chain dehydrogenase/reductase family. Bases 1 to 828 code for a protein of 275 amino acids. The transcript is spliced from 4 exons. Gene Ontology annotation, molecular function: oxidoreductase activity. Lineage: Eukaryota; Fungi; Ascomycota; Eurotiomycetes; Eurotiales; Aspergillaceae. The record is from RefSeq and is a predicted model, not a curated record. Gene Ontology annotation, cellular component: cytosol.